This is a messenger RNA of Lathyrus oleraceus (garden pea), 1873 nucleotides long. Its product is annotated as polygalacturonase. NCBI's taxonomy places the organism in Eukaryota, Viridiplantae, Streptophyta, Magnoliopsida, Fabales, Fabaceae. The transcript has 9 exons. Gene Ontology annotation, molecular function: polygalacturonase activity. The record is from RefSeq and is a predicted model, not a curated record. The coding region runs from base 296 to 1663 and encodes 455 amino acids. Gene Ontology annotation, biological process: carbohydrate metabolic process.
UGUAUGGAGCAAGAGUGUGGUAUAUAGAUUAAGUCAUUUCGUCUUAAUCUCUUAUACCUAAAUACCAUGCCGUUAUAUAUCCAUAAGAAUAUCAAAAUCCAAUAUCACUAUACUCUAAAUUUCCUUGUAUAUAAAUACACAAUCUCCCCCUUCUUUAGUUCCAUACCUCACUACAUAGCUUUUGCUAUAUAUACACCCUUUCUCAUCAAACUAUACUCCAAAUCUUUCAAAGUGCAUCCAUAUACUAAAAUUUUCUCCAUAUAAUAAUAAACACAAAGGGAGAAAAUUAACUAUAAUGCCCCUCCUAAGACAUAGUUUCUUUUUCUCAUUCACUAUCAUCAUCAUUUCAUUUGUUGCUUGUAAUAGCAACUUGCAAAAGGACCCACUUAUUGCUACAUACGUUGAUAAUUCACCUUCCAAUGAUGAUGAUGGUGGUGGUACAUUAUUAUUCAAGAACUUGAUCAAAGAAAACACAAAUAAUGUUUUGAGCUUAAACAAGUUUGGUGGAACUUCAUCACAUAAAUUAGAAAUUGUUAAUGUCAAUGAUUAUGGAGCUAAAGGUGAUGGUUAUACAGAUGAUACACAGGCAUUCAAGAAAGCUUGGGAAGUAGCAUGUUCUUCAGGGGAAUCAGUUUUUGUGGCACCACAAGAUAAUAAUUUUUUACUCAAACCAAUUAGAUUCUCUGGUCCUUGCAAAUCUAACAUAACAGUCCAGAUAUUUGGAAAUCUUGAAGCAUCAGAUAAACUAUCAGAUUACAAGAAAGAUAAAAGCCACUGGCUUAUAUUUGACAGUGUUCAGAAACUAUUAGUUAAUGGUGGUGGAACCAUUAAUGGAAAAGGAAACAUAUGGUGGGAAAACUCAUGCAAAAGGAACAAAAAGAGACCUUGCAAGGAUGCUCCAACGGCUUUAACAUUUUAUAAUUGCAAGGACUUGAUUGUUCAAAAUUUGAAGAUAGAAAAUGCACAACAAAUUCAUGUUUCAUUUCAAGAUUCGAUUAAUGUUACUGUUUUUGGUGUCAAUAUCUCAUCACCCGAGGAUAGUCCAAACACAGAUGGAAUUCAUGUCACCAACACACAAAAUAUCAAAAUCUCUAGCUCUGUCAUAGGAACAGGUGAUGAUUGUAUAUCAAUUGUACAUGGAUCUAGGAACGUAGAAGCUACAAACAUAACUUGUGGACCUGGCCAUGGCAUCAGCAUUGGAAGCUUAGGGGCUGGAAAAUCCAAAGAAUUUGUUUCUGGAGUAAUAGUAAAUGGAUCUAAGAUUUCUGGAACUAAAAAUGGAGUUAGAAUUAAGACAUGGCCGUUUUAUAAAAUGCAGGGAGGCUCAGGAAGUGCUAGCAAUAUCAAAUUUCAGAACAUUGAAAUGGACAAUGUGGCCAACCCUAUAAUAAUAGACCAAAAUUACUGUGACAAGAAAAAAAAGCCAUGCAAAAAAUCGAAUUCUGCUGUCCAAAUAAGCGAUGUGUUGUUCGAGAAUAUAAUAGGUACAAGUGCUUCUGAUGUAGCAGUGAACUUUGAUUGCAGCAAGAAAUUUCCAUGCAAGGAUAUAGUAAUGAAGAACAUAGACUUGGAGUAUGAAGAAGAAGGAGAAGCUGCUAAGGCUUUAUGCAACAAUGUUGAUUUGUCUUACACAGGACAUGUUAUCCCUCGUUGCUACUCAUAAAAAGAUACAAAUAAUUGAAGCUUGUGUACAUUAUCAAUCAUGGGGAAGAUUCUAUGUAUAUAUGAUAUGAUCCAUAUACAAUGCAAUUAGUUCAUUAUUAAUUGCUAGAUAUGUGUUUAUACAAUGUAAAUUGAUAUACAAUGGGACUAUGAUUUGUAGUGAAUAGUGUUAUUCAUUAAACAUGAUUAUAAUAAAUUAUUGAUAGUGCCA